AUGAGUGAUCAUCAACCUGGUACCUCUAGGGGUACAAAACGACCAAAUGAGAUACCUUCGCGAGUGCAAUGUAAACGUGUUUUAUUGCAAGAAUCGGAUAUUCUCAACGCUUUAGAAAACUCCGAUGAUGAUGAUUUUAUGGGAAGUGAUGAAGACGAAGAUUUUUUAUUGGGUGAUGAUGAUGAAGGCAGCUCAACCCUGGAGUCGGAUGAAGAUGAAGAAGGAGUUCAAUCGCCCUCUGGUGAAGUUCGAGUUUUGUCUACAGAAAGGGAGGGCUUAAAUGAAACGAUUGAAGAGUCAGCUCUGCCACAGGAGUCUCCUGAACCUGCCAUCGAAGGCUCAACUUCACACUGGAGUACUUCUUGUUCGUCCAUGAAGCAAAUACCAUUCGUUCGAGAGUCAAAGCUGCAUAUAGAACCGCCAUCACAACCAAUAGAUUACUUUUGUCUCUUUUUCCAUGAAGAAUAUUUGAGAAUGAUCGUAGAGUGCACAAACAGAUACGCCGAACGAGAAGUCACUGCCAGACGUCUAAAUAAAUGCCAGAAAAUAGUUGCAAAUUUCAACAACACAAUGAAUAAUAUAUAUUAUCCAGGCAAGAACCUAUCUUUAAAUGAGUCGAUGGUUUUAUGGCGUGGUCGUCUCUUUUUUCGACAAUACAUAAAAGGAAAACGCCACAAGUAUGGCAUCAAACUAUAUGUGCUCGCAGAACCAGAUGGCUUGAUUUUAAAUUUCGAUGUAUUUACUAGUACAGAAGAUGAAACAGCAGGAAAGGGCCACACCGAAAAAAUUGUCGAAAAAUUGAUGGAAAAUAAAUUGGACGGUGGCCAUUCAAUCUAUAUGGAUAAUUUUUAUAAUUCAUAUAACUUAGCAAGUAAACUGUUGCGUCAACUAACUUAUUGCACCGGCACACUGAACAAAAAACGUAAGGACAAUCCACGCGUUAUUACUUCAAAAAAAUUAAAAAGAGGCGAAAACAUCUCGCGGUAUAGAAAUGGAGUCCAUAUAGGUAAAUGGAAAGAUAAGAGAGAAAUUCAUUAUGUAUCGACAGAGUUCGCUGACGAGAUGCAAGAAGUUACAAGUAAACGUGGUAUUACAACACGUAAGCCGUUGGCUAUACUACGUUAUAACGAAAACAUGUCAGGAGUUGAUCUUCAAGAUCAAAUGAUUUCAUAUUACCCAUGCGAAAGAGAGACUUUACGUUGGUAUCUAAAAAUUUUUAUACAUACGAUGAUGAUGAGUCUGGUAAAUUCUCGUUUAUUAUAUAACAAAUUCUCUGGAAAACCUAAGCUUUCAUUGUACGACUUUAGGGAGAAAAUCAUUAAACAUUUUUUACCUCAAAAUGACCAAAUACCCGAAUCCUCAUCGGGAAAUCGAAGUCAACAAAGUCAUAGGUUGACGAAAAUAGUCAAAACGACGGAAAGGACAAUAAAAACGGGACCAGAAAGAAAAGUGCAAGCAGUCGCAAGAAAAGAUUGCAGAAAUUGCUAUAAAAAUAAAAAACGAGUGCAGACUACGAUGGAAUGUAAAGAUUGUCCCGAUAGUCCACCUAUGUGCAUGGACUGU
This is a messenger RNA of Vanessa atalanta (red admiral), 1563 nucleotides long. Its product is annotated as piggyBac transposable element-derived protein 4. The record is from RefSeq and is a predicted model, not a curated record. The annotation marks the transcript as partial. NCBI's taxonomy places the organism in Eukaryota, Metazoa, Arthropoda, Insecta, Lepidoptera, Nymphalidae. The transcript has 2 exons.